Messenger RNA from Otolemur garnettii (small-eared galago), 1584 nucleotides. RefSeq names its product naked cuticle homolog 1 (gene NKD1). Bases 1 to 1584 code for a protein of 527 amino acids. Gene Ontology annotation, biological process: negative regulation of Wnt signaling pathway. Gene Ontology annotation, molecular function: calcium ion binding. The transcript has 10 exons. NCBI's taxonomy places the organism in Eukaryota, Metazoa, Chordata, Mammalia, Primates, Galagidae. The record is from RefSeq and is a predicted model, not a curated record. Gene Ontology annotation, cellular component: cytoplasm.
AUGAGCUUCGCACAGGCCCGCGGUGUCUCCAGCAGAGCCGACAUUCUCUCCCAGAACCACAAAGACAAAACAAACAAGCCCUCGGGUCUGGCGAACUGCAGCGGGGAGCGGAAACCAGGGAAGAUCAAAGACCCAGCGGUUACCCCCUUCCGGGCCGCGCAGCUUGGCAGCGCGCCCCGACCGACCCGGGCGGGCACCUACGGGCCUCCGGACCGGGAGAUCCAAGCGAGUGACAGCUUCGCGGUGAGCGCUGCCUGGGCUCGGAAGGGCAUCGAGGAGUGGAUCGGGAGGCAGCGCUGUCCAGGCGGCCUCUCAGGACCCCGACAGCUACGGUUGGCGGGCAACGUUGGCCCAGGCACCCGGGAGCUGGUGGGCGAAGCCUUCAGAGACGCGGCCAGCGAGGAGGAGGAGGAGGACUUCCGGCUAGAAGGUACCUGGAGUCUGUUGCUCUCUUCCCAGCAGCAGAUGCUGAACCUCAGGGUCCCUCUGGGGAUGGUGACAGCAGCCAAUGCGGGACUGUGUGAAGUCCCUGAAACAGAGCUACAGUGUGACGUGUCUGUGGAGGAGGACAGCCGGCAGGAAUGGACCUUCACCCUGUACGACUUUGACAACAAUGGCAAGGUCACUCGUGAGGACAUCACCAGCUUGCUGCACACCAUCUACGAGGUGGUCGACUCCUCCGUCAACCACUCCCCGACCUCCAGCAAGACGCUGCGGGUGAAGCUCACCGUGGCCCCCGAUGGCAGCCAGAGCAAGAGGAAUGUCCUUCUCAAUCAGGCCGACCUGCAGAGCACGAGGCCCCGUGCCGAGACCAAGCCCACUGAGGAGCUGAGGAGCUGGGAGAAGAAGCAGCGGGCCCCACUCAGGUUCCAGGGCGACAGCCACCUGGAGCAGUCUGGCUGCUAUCACCACUGCGUGGAUGAGAACAUCGAGAGGAGAAACCACUAUUUAGACCUCGCUGGGAUAGAAAACUACACAUCCCAGUUUGGGCCUGGCUCCCCUUCCAUGGCCCAGAAGUCAGAACUGCCCCCCCGCACCUCCAAUCCCACGAGGUCUCGCUCUCACGAGCCAGAAGCUGUCCACGCCCCACAUCGGAAGCCCCAAGGCGCGGACCCGGGCUCCUUCCACUUCCUUGACACCCCAAUCGCCAAGGUCUCAGAGCUCCAGCAACGGCUCCGAGGCACCCAGGACGGGAGCAAGCACUUUGUGAGGUCCCCUAAGGCCCAAGGCAAGAGCAUGGGUGUGGGUCACGUGGCCAGGGGGGCGAAAAGCAAGCCCCCUGUGGGACCCACCAUGCCGGCGGUGUCCCCGUCUGCCCACCUGGCUGCCAGCCCGGCCCUCCUUCCCCCGCUGGGCCCCCUGGGUCACAAGAAGCACAAGCACCGAAACAAGGAGAGCCAGCAGGGCUGCCGGGGCCUGCAGGCACCGCUGGCCUCGGGCGGCGCCGGCCUCGGGCGGGAGCACCUGCGGGACGUGCCCGCCGUGGUGGUGUACGAGAGCCAGGCCGGCCAGGCGGUCCAGAGACAUGAGCACCACCACCACCAUGAACACCACCACCAUUACCACCACUUCUACCAGACAUAG